Molecule: messenger RNA, 564 nt
Organism: Aspergillus welwitschiae
Lineage: Eukaryota; Fungi; Ascomycota; Eurotiomycetes; Eurotiales; Aspergillaceae
Exons: 2
Coding region: 1-564 (187 amino acids)
Source: RefSeq, a predicted model, not a curated record
AUGCACUCCAAGACGCCAUCAGUGACCUGCAUGGUCCUCACAUUCCUUACCUUCUCUUCUCUCGCCCUCGCAUAUCCUGUACCUACAUCGAACAAGCACAAUGUAUCGAGAGCGGUGAGUUCGAGAUCUCCUGACCCGCGAAUGAUCCCUCAGGCCGCUACUCCCGACGACGAGAACAGCGAUCUCAUCGACACUCUCUUUGACUCUAUUGGGCUCCACGACUUGACCAAACUCAAUCACUGGAAGUCGGACAAUGAGCCCGAUGUCAUCGAUGACAGCAACAGCCCUACAAAGACCGUGACCUCCCAAAACAACGAUGUCAAUCAAGAGGAUGACGAUGAGACAGAUAAUGGGAAGGAUACAAACAAGGAUACCGAUAAGGUUGCCGAUGACUCGACCUCCAAUGAUAACAAGAAAGACUCUGACGACGGCAAGAGUAGUAAGGGUGGCAGGCUUCCAAACCCAGCAGCGGACCCUUCCGGAUUCGUGAAGGCCUUGAUGGAGAACAUACAGGACGCCUUCAAGGAUGCUGUGGACAGCAGUGACGAGCAUACACUGCACUGA